GUUGAUUACACUCGUGAUUUCAUACAACGCCAUUUUCUUUGUGUGCACUGUUGGAGUAGGAAUUAUCAUUGCUCCAAUUUCUCUAAAUUUCAAGUUAUUUUCAUAAAGUUUCAACCAUUAAACUUGUUUAAUUGACUGUGAUAUAAAGUGUUCGCGUUGUAAUACGACAUAUUGCCAAAGGACUUGUUGUGUCAAUCAAAAGUGUUCCUCAAGUAGUAAGAUCGCGUGUUGACAGGUUUCUAAAAAGCUUUGAUCAUUACAAAAUAUUCAUUUCCAGAUUGAAUCACAACGAGGAUGUAUUGACGACAUUAUCUGUUUUGUAAUCAAAGCGAUUUGAAUUUCUUUCAUCAUUUCUUGAGCUCCAGCUUGGUGUAUAAGAAAAUAGGACAAAAAAAAUGGCGUUUCGCAAGAAAGUACUACUGAAAGUUAUCAUUCUGGGUGAUUCGGGUGUGGGUAAAACUUCGCUGAUGAACCAAUAUGUCAACAAAAAAUUCAGCAAUCAAUAUAAAGCGACAAUUGGCGCUGAUUUUCUCACAAAAGAAGUUAUGGUCGACGAUAGGAUAGUUACAAUGCAGAUUUGGGACACUGCAGGUCAAGAAAGAUUCCAAUCCCUUGGAGUUGCAUUUUAUCGAGGUGCAGAUUGCUGUGUUCUUGUAUUUGACGUCGCAGCACCAACAUCAUUCAAAUCAUUAGACUCUUGGAGGGACGAGUUUUUAAUACAAGCCUCGCCAAGAGAUCCAGACAAUUUUCCAUUUGUUGUUGUUGGAAAUAAAGUGGAACUUGAAAAUAGAGCGGUAUCCACCAAAAGAGCUCAACAGUGGUGUCAGUCGAAAAAUAAUAUUCCCUAUUUCGAAACUAGUGCGAAAGAAGGAAUUAACGUUGAACAAGCUUUUCAAACGAUAGCGAAAAAUGCUCUAGCUCAAGAAAGUGAGGUGGAACUCUACAAUGAAUUUCCCGAUCAGAUAAAACUUACCAACGACCAAAGGAAUAAUGGCAAAGGAGAUUCUUGUGCUUGUUAGGUAUCAAAAAUAGACAAGUUUUUUUUUGAACGUGUAUGGUUAAAACAAAAACAAAAAAAAGCAGCGCAGGUUGAAUUAUUAAUUUUGAGAAUCUCUGCGCAAAAAAAUUUUUUGCAAAGAAGCACUGCAAUCACUGAGAGCUCUUGCUAAAAAAAAAUUCCAGUGAAUGUAUCUCUAUUAUUAUUAUUAUUAUAAUUAUUUUACUAUUUUUUAAACUGACCAUUUGCGUUAUGAUCGAAAACAUACUCAGAUCGUUUCGAUCAUUGUUGCCAAUAAUUCUGUGUCUGAUUGAUUGACUAUCAAAUAGAAUAAAUUAAAUACAGAUUUUUACCUGUAAAUAUCACAGAGAAUUGCGGGAAAAUAAUCUCUAUUAGGAGAGAAAAAUAGCGAGAGAGAGUGAGAGAGAGAGAGAGAGAUAGAUAGAAAACUUAAACGCGGCGACCAAUUUCUCGAAUGUUUAGAAAUUAUUGUAACGUAUUUCUGUAUCGUCGUGUAAUGUUCCAUUGUGAACAGAAAAGAAAAAAAUCUGUUAAAAAAUUACAGACACAGACUAUGUUUUUCGCCUUGUGUUUAUAUAAUUAGAUGAAAUGAAACCACCAUCCUUUUUGUACGAAGUGGUUAACAAUUUAGCAAUCAUUUUUUUUUCUUAUGUUAUACAUUUUUUAAGUAGUAAACAUCACUUUAAAUGAGAGUGAGGUACACAUAGGCUUAUUCAAUUUAUUACGUGUUCGUAAUCUUUAAACAGUAAUAUUGGGUAAUUAUAAUCUAUUGAGAUUUUUAUUGCAUCGUUAGAAUAUUAUUAAGGGAUAAGGUAAAAAAAAAAACUUUUUCUGCAUGCAGUUAAAAAGAGAGUUUGUCGGAUUAUUAUUAUAUAUAAAGAAAGCAGAUUUUACAGAGCUUAAGCUCAAUAAUCCUGUAAAAUAAUAAUUUUAAAAAAAAAGUGGCAACUCAAUGAAGUGUGGGAAAAAAAUUAUGACGAAUUUGGUUGUUUUUUUGUAGUUACGUCACUGUUAUACAGUUGCAGAAAGAAAUCUAUCAUAUAUAUUAUACUCCAAA
Molecule: messenger RNA, 2075 nt
Organism: Leptopilina boulardi
Lineage: Eukaryota; Metazoa; Arthropoda; Insecta; Hymenoptera; Figitidae
Gene: Rab7
Product: ras-related protein Rab-7a
Exons: 6
Coding region: 396-1019 (207 amino acids)
Biological process (GO): phagosome-lysosome fusion; endosome to lysosome transport
Cellular component (GO): phagocytic vesicle; lysosome; late endosome
Molecular function (GO): GTPase activity; GTP binding
Source: RefSeq, a predicted model, not a curated record